Drosophila santomea is the source of this 1695-nucleotide messenger RNA. Its product is annotated as ataxin-10. NCBI's taxonomy places the organism in Eukaryota, Metazoa, Arthropoda, Insecta, Diptera, Drosophilidae. The coding region runs from base 106 to 1365 and encodes 419 amino acids. Gene Ontology annotation, cellular component: cytosol. The transcript is spliced from 3 exons. The record is from RefSeq and is a predicted model, not a curated record. Gene Ontology annotation, biological process: neuron projection development.
GUGCAGUGUGACCGCACUCCUCUGACCCAAUUGACGCAGUGUUGGCUAGCACUGUACUGGCCAAUCGAUUACACUUGGCGGCAAGCAGCUGUGCGUCUAUCGAAAAUGGAGCAUGUGCCAAAUAAAACUGAAGAGCUUGUGCAAAAGCUUGUGAGCCUCAACAUAACCGAAAAUGAGGAGGAAAUUGCGUCAUUACUCAAGAACCUACGACUGUUGCUCACAAAAGGCAGGGCAAAUCAGGAGUCAUUGGCCGGCAGUGUGGAGUUCUCCAGCUUUCUAGAUGCCGUGGCUUUCAAUCCAACGAUGCGUACAGAGCAUCGAAUUAUACAUAACCUAGCUCUGCAGGUGCUGGCCAAUAGUGUGGUUAACAAUGAGACCACCCAAGCACUUACCUGGAGUCUGCAUGGCUUGAAGAUCGCCGAGCAAGCUUACGCUUCUCCUUUGGGAAGUUCGAAUAAUGUGCUCCUCAUGAUCAUGUACAACAUAUACCUGAGUGGUCGUGGUCUGAUCACCGACUUGAUGGCACUCAAAACUUGUCUGCAGCUGUGGCGGGCUCUAAACGAGGCGCAGUGCACCUAUAACUUCGAGUACCUACACUUCUUCCUGGAGCACUUCAUUGUCCAGAAUGGACGAGCCUGUGUAGCUUGUUACCAGAAGCUGGAGACUGAAGAACGCGUUGCCUUCCUAGACUACGUGGCCCACUAUCUGAGGGAAAACAGUCCCAAUGGCGAUGUUACUCUGUUUUUGCUUCAACAUUUUGCCAAAGAAUUCCGCAUGAAAUCUGACUGCCUCCUGCGCGAAACUCUUAAGCUGAAGCAUGAGCUUCAUCCCCGAGAAGUUCACACUUUACUGCGCAUCAUCGCAAGUGCCAGCGGCUCAGAGAAGUAUGCCAAUGUGUACUCCACCGACCAAUCGCUGUUCAUCAACGUAAGCAGCCUGCUGAGAUGCGUUGUGUCUGCUGGCAAGGAACCGGAUGGAGGCGGCUUGGAUAAGCCCAUGACGAAGCUGGAGGAGGUGGCCCUCACUUCGGACAUUGAUGCGGGCUAUGAAAAAAAGGUCUCCUAUGAACUUAAAACGCUUCUUGUACGCUGUUCAGCCAAUCUUCUGUAUGACAACAAGGCCAACAAGGGCUACUGCCUGGAUACACAGCUGCUGCCCACCCUUCUCGAAUGCACAACGAUGGAUGCCCGAAACCCAUUGAUGCGGGAGUGGAGCAUCCUAGCCAUCCGAAACGCCUGCAUAAACUGUCCGGAGGCGCAACAGGUGAUCGCAGGCCUGACAAUGCAGGGCUCCGCGCCCAACGACAUCCUCACCGAACUUAACCUGGACAUGGGCGCACUCCGCAUCGCUGACAGGCAGCAAUAGCUGGUAAAUGCUGACCCAGCAUACAGCGUACAUCUACCCAUAAAAAAUUGGCAAACGAGACAUAACCACUGGCUGGCCGGCCAACAAGUGGUUAGAUGUUAUUCACACAACGUCAUCCUCCGCGCAGUCGUUGGCCCCCUUUUUCAGGCUUUACGAUGCGCUAAUGGCAUGCCAACAGAUAGCCAAAGGCAUUCAUAAAAGCGAUGUCAACGUUUAAUGGUAAAGCGGGCGAAUGGGGAAUGUGGCGGACGGCUAGCGUGGCUAGCGAAGAUAUAAAAAUAGCUGCCCAUGUACCAUGCUCUGUGUACCAUUAAAAAAACGAUGCCUAAA